AUGGAUCAACUUCUUAAUGAAUCAGUUUCAACUCGUUCCCAAAUUGGUGGUUUAACAAACAAUAUUGUGACUUUAGAUUCAAAACUGGACGAGAUGAAAACUUUUUUGGAUCAAAUGGCGUCAAAGUUCUCUGACCUUUUAAUUCAAAAUGUCGACAUGAAAAAGUCGAUUGAUGGUCUUCAAAGUCGCUUUCCUACCAAAACUGAGAAAAUUGACGAAGUCAAUAAAUUGCCGUCGGAAAUUGAAAAGGUUGAAAAUCAGGUCCAACAAAGUGCGCCGACGCAAUACACCAAAUCGCCAUCACCGAAACUACAACAACAACCAAAACAACCCCAUCCGUAUCAACAAGAAAUCCAACGCCCAAAUUAUCCCGCCAAAAGUCCAAGUCCAAACACCCCCAAAGAGCAGAAGAAGCCGUCGAUUCCAAUUAGAAAUAAAAUGAAACCGACUCCAUUGGUGCCAAAGAAUAAGAAGGACGACUUUGUGGGUACUCAUUUGAAGCGGAAAUUGUUAAUUUCAACAAACAGCUGA
Molecule: messenger RNA, 531 nt
Organism: Entamoeba invadens IP1
Lineage: Eukaryota; Evosea; Mastigamoebida; Endamoebidae
Exons: 1
Coding region: 1-531 (176 amino acids)
Source: RefSeq, a predicted model, not a curated record